Anisakis simplex (herring worm) is the source of this 501-nucleotide messenger RNA. The record is from the annotation of a GenBank genome assembly. NCBI's taxonomy places the organism in Eukaryota, Metazoa, Nematoda, Chromadorea, Rhabditida, Anisakidae.
AUGUUUCUACGGCGAUUCUGGAAGGAAUGGGACCGCGAACGGCAACUGCAAGAGGCCAGUCGAUGCCAUUCCACAGCCACAGCUCAGUCACUGCCUGUAGCGGCCUCGUCACGUAAGGUGACCGUAAUCGGUGCUGAUCUAACGGCCACAACAAGUGCAACUCUUGCCACUACUGCGGCCACUGUAACGCCCAUUUAUGCGGCACUUAGGAGGAGCAGUUUCAGUGCUACUGUUAGUGAUAAUGCUACGGUUGUUACUGCAGAUGCGACUGCAGCGAACGUUAUUAUAACAAGUACAGCAGCCACUAUUGCUGCUGAUACAGCCACUGAUAUUCCUGAUAUUGCGAACGAUAUCGAGCAUUUCCUUAUAGCAGGAGUGGCGUUCGAGGUGCGCGGUGAUGUUUUGAAUGCAAUAAUCUGUUUAAGAAGUGAAGCAUUGAGUGUUAAAGUUUGUGCCGAAUGCUUGCAAUGGCUGGCUAGAUGUUUCGAAGAAUUACUUUGA